Torulaspora globosa is the source of this 1956-nucleotide messenger RNA. It is a transcript of the gene NUP57, whose product is annotated as FG-nucleoporin NUP57. The record is from RefSeq and is a predicted model, not a curated record. Gene Ontology annotation, molecular function: structural constituent of nuclear pore. Gene Ontology annotation, cellular component: nuclear pore central transport channel; nuclear pore. Gene Ontology annotation, biological process: NLS-bearing protein import into nucleus; nuclear pore organization; protein localization to nuclear inner membrane. Bases 1 to 1956 code for a protein of 651 amino acids. Lineage: Eukaryota; Fungi; Ascomycota; Saccharomycetes; Saccharomycetales; Saccharomycetaceae. The transcript has a single exon.
AUGUUCAGCUUUGGAGCUUCAAACAACAACACCGGCGGACAAGGGGCUGGCGGAAGCCUUUUUGGUAACAAACCUGGCGGUAGUACUUCCUUUGGAUUUGGUCAAAACGCGGGCACUAGCACACAACCACAGCAGCAGAGCGGUACCGGUUUCUCUUUUGGCAGUGGAAAUCAAACAAAUACCAAUGCUGGAACGAACACAGGCCUUUUUGGGAGCUCUCAGCAAAACAAUACGGGAUCCGCCGGGUUGUUCGGGAGCCAACCGGGUACGACAACCGGUCUGUUCGGCAAUAAGCCUACAGGAACAACAGGCUUGUUUGGACAACAACAACAGCAACAACAGCAGCAGCAGCAGCCAUUGACUGGCGGACUUUUUGGCAGCAGCAAUCAGGGAGCAAGCAAUACUCAAGGCGGAUUAUUUGGUAACUCAAAUCAAACCUCUAACGCAAACCAAAUAGGCGGUGGAGGGUUAUUUGGUAGCAAUCAAAACCAGAGCUCAACAGCUGGAGGUAGUACAACUGGAGGUAAUCUCUUUGGGAAUACAAAUCAAAACCAGAACCCUGCAGGCAGCACAGGACUCUUUGGAAAUGCAAAUCAAGGUUCGGGAGGCGGGCUGUUUGGCAGCAAUAAUCAGAAUCAACCUGGCAAUACCGGAGUUGGAGGUUUUACAAGCACUGCAACAGGGGUCGCUGGAGGAGGGCUUUUUGGAAGCAAACCGACCGGGACUUCAAAUGCUAGUGGCGGUCUCUUCGGAAGUAAGCCAGCUGAGACUGCAACGGGCGGAUUGUUUGGGAAUAAAAAAGCUAAUAAUCCUGUCGCAGGAGGUGGAUUGUUUGGAAGUAAACCACAAACUGGAAGCCUUUUUGGCACAAGUACAACCAAUAAUGCGGGAUUGUUUGGUGGUUCACAAUCGCAGCAAAAUCAAACCGGCGGGACAAAUUUAUCAUCCCUGAAUAACAACAUCCAACCAUCAUUUCCCUGGUCGCAACCGCAGAAUAAUCAAUCUAACUUGCAACAACAACAGCAGCAACAGCAGCAACAACAGCAGCAACAACAACAGCAACAACAACAACAACAGCAGCAGCAACAGCAACAACAAUUGUUCACUUACCCCCAACAACUUCAGACCCAGCAGCAACUCUCAAACUACCCGCAGCAGAUUCAAGAGCAGAUCGUCAAAUGCAAGAACUCGUGGGAUCCAACUUCGAACAAAACAAAACUAAAAGCGUUUGUUUACAAUAAGAUCAAUGAAGCUGAUGCAUUGGCGCUUAAUAAACCAGCCAAUAUUCCCCAGGAAGAGUGGGAUGAGGCAAUGGAUAGGAGACCGUCUUCGAACGUAGUACCAAUGGAAGUCCUCGGAUUUGAAGGACUCAAUCAAAGAACGCAAUUACAGCGGGAGAACGUCGCACAAGCGCGUGUUAUACUGAAUCAAAUUCUAGAGAAUGCAACGCAGCUGCAACAAAAGCAUGAACUGGCCACAGCAUCCAGAAUUGUUAAAGCGAAAUCAAGGAAUACCCAGAUAGUAAGGCGAAUUCUGGAGCUGGGAACAAGAUUGGCAAUUCUUAAGAGUAGAGGUUUACCUUUGAGCGUCACUGAGGAGAAAAUGUGGUCACAGUUCCAGUCUCUGCUAGAGCGCAGUAACGAUCCCGCCGGUUUAGGUAAAACCAACGAACUAUGGGCACGUCUUGCAGUUCUCAAGGAGCGUGCUAAGAGUCUGUCCGACCAGCUGGAUAAUACUUUGGUCGUGAUCGCCGAGAAUGGAGGCGGUAUCUCGGACACACCUACCUACGGUAGAACUAAUGACAAGACAGCGGAUGAUGAAGUUGAAAAGAGAAUCGACAAGAUUGUUGAGACGUUAAGUAACCAGCAGCGCGGUAUCCACUACCUGCACGAAGUCUUAGAGAAGGAUCACAAGAUCGUCGAUAAAGUAUUAAAGAGCAGCAGCCGCGCUGCGUAG